AGCCGAGUUGCAUCAAUUCUUUUACACCUGGCAGUUGGCACUAGCAUAUAAACCUUGGAUUAGCUUUAAGGCUCCGAAUUGUUGCGCAACUAAAACACAGAACCAGAAAGAAGUAAACGAAGGAAGAAAUAAAGAUUGGGCGGCUGUAAAGAGCCAAUUGAAUUUGGGGAAACGUCUUAGCUCUUGCAAUCCGUGAAAGAAUGUCGGUUCGUUUGAUGAAAAAAAUCUUGAAAGAAAAGGAACAACCAGCUGAGCCUCAACAACUCAUCAACAACAACGAAGAAUCUGAAUCUGAAUCGCCUCCUCAUUCUUCCGCUACCUUUCGGAAUCCAUUCGAUCUCCUUGACGACGAAGACGAUGCUGUUGACGACCAGGAAAACAAGGCAGAUAACGAUGAUGGAUCCCCAAUCCAUAAUAGCGAUGAGAAGCAGUCCUUCACCACGAAAGCCACUCCUGAAGCAUUUGUGUUGUCAGAUAGCAAAUUAAAGAAAAAGAAAAAGAAGAAAAACAAGGAGAAGUCACAACCAAGAGUGGAGGAUAAUGAGAACUCUUGGAACGAGUCAUUAGAACAACUAUCAAUUAAAGAUGAUUCUUCUCAUCUUGAGCAUGUUGCUCACGAUCCUGGAAAAUCUAAUACGACAAAUUUAAAUGGCAGAGGAAAAGUGGUCAAGCGGUGUACAUCUUCCGUCUUACAAGUAGACCCGAAAUUUCUUAAUGCAGAAAACGAACUAAAAAGGAUAUUUGGUUCUAGAGUGGUAAAUUCGUUUGAAAAAAGUCAUCAAACUGGAAGUUCUAGACAACCAAGAGGCGGAAGACGUGGGAGCCAGAACCACCGGAAGACUAUUAUUGUUUCUCCUUUAGAACAUUGGCCAAGGUGGGAUGGAUCACUAUCGAUGGAGCUUGUGGAAACCAGAGAUGGGAUCUGUUAUUUUAGGUAUGUACAUACAUCAUCCUACAGCCAAGCCCAGGAAGCAUUUGAAAGUGCUAAGGCAGUUCAUGAUUUUAAUGGUAUCGUGAAUAUUCUAUUGCAUCAUCCAUAUCAUGUUGAGUCACUCAUUACAUUAGCUGAAUAUUAUAAAUUCAGUGGUGAACAUCAAAUGUCGGCUGAUUGUACUGCAAGAUGUCUGUAUGCAUUGGAAUGUGCAUGGCAUCCACUGUUCACUCCUUUGAUGGGCAAUUGUCAUCUUAAGUAUAGUUGUGAAACCAACAAGCCAUUGUUUACCGUGCUUUUCUCCCACAUGAAAAACAUGGAUAGACGUGGCUGCCAUCGGUCUGCUCUUGAGCUUUGCAAAUUAUUGCUUCUACUAGAUUCAGACGAUCCAAUGGGAGUCUUGUUCUGCAUUGACUACUAUUCUUUAAGAGCGGAGGAGUAUACAUGGCUUGAACAGUUCUCUGAGCAAUAUAAGAGUGAUAAUUCUUUGUGGUUAUUUCCAAAUUACUCCUAUUCUCUUGCCGUGUGCCGUUACUAUGUUGAAAAUGAGGAACAUGCUAAAGAUAUAACGACAGAUAAUUUAAAAGCUUCUGCAACAGAUAUCAUGAAGCAGGCAUUGAUGUUACAUCCUUCAGUCUUGAAAAAGCUAGUGUCGAAGGUACCGUUGAAGGAUAAAGCCUGGACUAGCAUAAUCAAGCACAAGUUCUUUAGCUCUGAUCAAACAGGAACACCUUCCUUGGAUCACUUGAUCAAUAUAUAUGUUGAAAGGAGCUACCUUAUAUGGAGGCUUCCUGAUCUCCAGAAGUUUGUUAGGGAUUCUGCACUUUCAGUAAUUGAGACACUGCAGAAUGACGGAAAUGAUGCCGGAGACUGGAUGUGUGUGCGAAAAGAAGCUUUUUCAUCUGAGAAAAAUGAGUAUUCUCACUUGCUGGUAUCAGAUUUCUCUGAUUCAGUUCCGACUUUGCCUCCUGAUAACCUGCAAAACUUCAUGGUUGACCCGAGGAGAGAGGUGCCAAAUGAUGCACAACCUGCAAACAACCGUGUCCAAGAUUUGUCUGAUCGAAAUGCAAUUGCUGUCUUGCUCGAGUCUAUGUUACCGUGGAUUAAUUAUGGUUCUGGCCAUGACCAGCUUGAUCAUGAUGAGCAGGCUAAUGAUGGAUAGGUUUCUUUUAGUGAGGUAUUACUUUCUUCCAAAUUGGUACCUGCAUUGCUUUGUAAGGUUAGAUAUCUUUCAGUUCUAACUUCUGUAAUGAUAUACAGUUACUUUUUCCUUGUUACACCAAAGAGUAAUUUAGGUGCAAGUUCUGUAUAUAGUUGAAUUCCCUCCUUUCCCCUAGUUGUCCGAUGCUUCGAGUAUUUUAAAGGAAGAACUUGAGUAUUGCUUGAGCUCUAUAAUGACAUGAAAGGUUUUGGUGUUAAAAGGGAAAUCUCCAGCUUUGGUUCUUACAAGAGCUGUGUGCACAUAUGCUAGAUAUGGAAUGAGGAGUCCACUUAAAGAAGCAAAAAAGCAUUUGAAAAUGGAAAUGGAGGUUAAAAUGAGAUAUCGACAGGUUUGGAGAUUUCUAUUGGAGGAUGGUAUAGGGUCACAAAGUUAUGCUAAUGUUCUUAAAUUAUGUGUUAAUUGCACCAGCUACUUACAAAUACAUACAUAUAUAUCUUGUCUUGUUUCA
Molecule: messenger RNA, 2601 nt
Organism: Nicotiana tabacum (common tobacco)
Lineage: Eukaryota; Viridiplantae; Streptophyta; Magnoliopsida; Solanales; Solanaceae
Cellular component (GO): RQC complex
Source: RefSeq, a predicted model, not a curated record